This is a messenger RNA of Fukomys damarensis (Damara mole-rat), 4480 nucleotides long. It is a transcript of the gene Snn, whose product is annotated as stannin. Gene Ontology annotation, cellular component: mitochondrial outer membrane. The transcript has a single exon. Lineage: Eukaryota; Metazoa; Chordata; Mammalia; Rodentia; Bathyergidae. The coding region runs from base 1773 to 2039 and encodes 88 amino acids. The record is from RefSeq and is a predicted model, not a curated record.
AAAAAAAAAAAAAAGAGCUCAGCCCAGGAUCAGUAGUCCUUGCCUAUAGUCCCAGCUACUUAGGAGCUGAGGUAGGACGAUCACCAGUUCGAGGCCAGCUUGGGCAACUUAGUGAAACCCUGUCUGUAAAAAUAAAAAGGGCCGGGAAUGUGGCUCACUGGUAGACUACUUGCCUAGCAUGCACAAGUUCCUGGGCUCCAUCCUUAGUACUGAAGGAAGAAAGAGGAAAAACAAAACCAAAUUGAGACACCCAGUGCUCCUUGUAGACUGCCCAGCCCAGUGUGGAGUGUGCUGGGGCCUGUCCUUUUCCCUCCUGGCUGCUGGGGUGUGAGCUGCUCUGAUGGGCUCCCUGCUCAUGACAGCCAGCAGGAGAGGGGAGACAGUGCAGGGUCUUGGGGUAGAAGGACCAUUAGCUGCAGCACCCAGGACAACAACAGCAGCAAAGCCCUCAUCGCUGGGUCUGUUUCAGGCUAGGCCUUGGGGGUCACCUCGAGCGAGCCCUGGAAGGCUGAGAGGGAGACUGGAAUCUGGGUGUUCUGGAGCUGAAACGCGUCGCACAGACCCCCUCUGCUUUGCCACUCAGGACUUGCUGCUGCAGAGGAGGGCUGGGGGCUUGGGGAUGACGGACUUCUUUCUCUUAGUCCCAUGGCUGCUGGUGGGACCAUGCCUCACGCACACCGGCUGGCUGCCCUCCUCCCUUCAGAAGCUGCUUUUGCCCUGCUGGGCAUGUUCUUCACCACCGUGGCCUUCCUGCAACUCACCUGCUCUCAGAGUUCAGUGUCACUUGGUUCCUUGUAGUCAUGUGGCACCUGCAUUUGUAGCAGCUUGGCUUCCGCACUAGACACUGAUCUGUGUGCAGACAGGAACUGGCUGUCAUACUUCCCCUGCCUCCCCGGUGCCUGGAGGUGCUGGGACCCCCUUCCCUUUUGCAUGCUUGGUUGACUUCAUUCUGCCUUCUGAGCACCGGGGUCUUCCCAGGCCAGCUGCAGUCCCUCGUGGCAGAAGCUCAUCUGCUGUACCCACGCACAGGGGGCCCAGAAGCACUGGUUUCUCUGUAUGUGUCACCCCUUCCCAACGGGCAGAUGUCACUUCCCUGCUGUUGAGACCCUCCUCUCCAGCCUUCAGGAAGCCACUGGCUCCUCUCAGUCCCCGAGCGGUUCCUGGACACCCAUGGUGCCAGCUGCCAGGAUGUGCUCCUUAAACCGAACAGCCAGAGUAGUCCAGCCCUUUUGCACCCCCUGCCACAGCUGUUGCAGUAUCUCCCAUCUUCCCCUCCCGUUUUUCAGGCCGGUGGUUGAGCGAGGGUGUCUUGGCCGUCUGCUACUAAACAGUUAUCAGAGGAGUUGGUGGAAGCAGGCUGGGGUGGGCAUCUGUGAAGAGAGUGAAAGCCUGUUGUGUGUUUUUCACUAGGAUGUCGCCAGGAUGGUCAGGCUCUUUACCCAUGGAGCCGAAUCCCAGAACUACAGGAGGUUGAGGCAAGAGGAUCGUGAGCUCAAGUCUUGCAAGACCUUGUCUCAGAGAUAAAAAGGGUUGGGAAGUGGACAGUGAACAGCGGUAGUGAACUCUGGGUUUGUCCCCAGUACUGCAGAAACACAACCCCCCAAAUACAGUCACACUAACUGACACUUGUGAGGUCUUGUUCCUAGUGGAUUCCCUGGUGUAGCUUCACCUUGCCGUGUGUUUUAGGGCUCUUGUGUCCAGCCGGAGUUCCAGCCUCACUGAGCCAGCUGGCCCUGAGAGCUUCCUGCUCCGGAAGUGCCCCAGCACUGACCAUGUCUAUUAUGGACCACAGCCCCACCACUGGUGUGGUCACAGUCAUCGUCAUCCUCAUCGCCAUUGCUGCGCUGGGGGCCUUGAUCCUGGGCUGCUGGUGCUACCUACGGCUGCAGCGCAUCAGCCAGUCGGAGGACGAGGAGAGCAUCGUAGGGGAUGGCGAGACCAAGGAGCCCUUCCUGCUGGUGCAGUAUUCGGCCAAGGGACCGUGUGUGGAGAGGAAGGCCAAGUUGAUGACCCCCAGUGGCCCGGAAGUACACGGCUGAUCUGGGCCAUGAGGCUCCUGGUCCCGUUUGCAGCCAGCUGAGAGGCGCCGGGAGGGCAGAAUACAGACAUGCUGCUGUUUGGGAGGAAGGGCUGACACUUGCCGGCAUGGCCUCAGCAGGCUUCAUCAUCGCAUGCACUGACUCCGGGGGCCUGGCUGUCCUUGGCCUCUCCCUGGCCUCCUGGUGGGGCUGCCCAUUGCAGGCAGUGGGUAGGCCUGACCUUGCUGGGGCUCAUGGCCCUUAGAGCUUCUGUUACUUGAAUGUUUAGCUGAGCCUGUUUUUGACAGAGCAACUACUGUAAUGCGUGAAUUAACAAACCUGUGAACUGUAAAUAGGCCCCAGAAGCACGUGCUUAAGCCUUUUUGCUGAUUUUUCAAAUAUCACUUAGAGCACACGGGAGGAACCAGUUAGAUUGCGACCCCGCUGGCGAUGAGGCGGGUCUCAGACUUUAAAGGCCCGGCUGCACGUGGCAGGGGCUGUAGUCUCUCCACGGUAUGUGAAGGAAGUGAGGGGUCAGGUAUUGGGUCAGCUGACCGAUUGGGUGCUUUGGUGAUUGCUGCCUGGUUAGUACCAGGUAGAAGAACCACAGCCCUCCCUCUGACUGGGAGACGCAGUUGAAUAGCAGUGACUAGCGACGGCGUUAUUGCAAGGAAGCCACCGUAUCUGCUUGGGAGCCGGUGAAGGACACGAGUCCCGAGGGCUGCCAGACAGCUGGGUAGCAGAGCAGUUUCCUGUCCCUUUGGUCUUGCGCAUGCUGAGAACUCCCCUUAGUUCAGGCUCCCUAGAAACACCAGAGCCCAUGGUGGCUGCCUCUGUCUGAAACCCAAAUAGCCCAGGAGAGAGAGGAAACACUUUGUUUUUUAAGGUGGAGGAGGAGGCUAUUGUCGCGCCCCCACAUCCCAGCCACUUCCCUUUUCACAAGUCAGCUUCCUUUCCUUUCCUCUCUGGUGACCACCCACCUGCUGGGUACUGGAUUUCACUUUCUCACAGGGUGGGCAGGUCCCUAGAUUGUCACGAGGCCCCUGCCUGGCUCUCCCAGCACUGUGUGCACGCUCCCAUUCACAGGAGCCACCAGAUGCUCCCUGCCAGACUGUACUUCAUGCGAGUGGCUGGUGGGACUUGAGCUCAGGACUUUGUUCUCAGACGAGGACUCGGUAGCUCUCGGUCAAGGCCCCACCUUGUCAGCUGCAUCUCCAAGUUGUCCCCUGUGUAUACUUCACUGAGCUCGCUUAGGCUCCUAACCCCGCCACUGCAAGCACCUCCUGAACAUGAUUCAAACGUGGCUUGUACUGGCAUCUAGGCUAAUGAGCCGGAGUUGGCCCGGGCUUAACCUCAGACACUGGCCCUUUACACUUGAGCCACCUGCAAACAGCAUGGCCAGGGAGCAGAGCUCGGGCCGCCUCUGAAAAGCAUGUUGAACUAAUCUACUUUCUAGAACCCCUGUGGGGAGCUCCAGGGAACACUUCCAUUUUAGCAGCACACACCUAAACUGGGCGUCAGACAUUAAACAAUUUGGGGUGGGAAGGGGGUAGCUAAUGAGGCCACUGUGUUGAAAGCGGUCCUGAACCACUUCGAGGUGGCUCCUGGGGACCCUUAGGAAGCAGAGGAGGAAAUACCCUUGGCUAAGGGGGGAAGAGACGGUGAGGGCCAGGUUGGGUAUCAGCAGAGGCCAUGCCAGCUGGUGGCCUUUGGAGGAAGUGGUUAGAAGAGGCCGAGGCCUUUGAUCCGUCCUCCCGUUUCAGUCCUUCCGGGCUUUCUACCUCUGCUCAAGUAGCCCAGCUGUCCACGCAUGGCUGGGACUUGCAUUUUCUGAGCCUGGCCUUGGAACUGACCUUUGCUCCACUGUCAGACUUGCCUUGCAGUGUUUGCUGUGCCAGUGAAGCUUCGGUGUUGAAAUGAUUAAAUGUGGCUUUCUCACCAGUGUCACUUUCGGUUUUCUUACCCCAAGCCCUGGUUGCCAGGGACAUCUAUGGAGCUUGAGUCGGGCCCAUCAGAGUGGGGUGGGAGCACUGGGGUGGGUAAAGCUGGCAGGGUCUUUGGGAGGAAGAUGAAAUGCCCGGAGACCGGGGAAUACGACGCAACAGCCCUCCCUGUUCUUAUCAAUACCAAUGUUUUUUAGUACAGACACCAGUCACACUCAAAUGGCUAAGUUAUGGCCUCUCUUUGAAUUCUUUCUCAAUAGUCCAGCUGUUGCACUCAAGUUUUCUGAGUAGCCAGGAAAUGAACCUUUCAUCCUUUCAUAUGACAGAGGCAGCAGCAGAAGGGGAGUGGGAAAAGAACUCCUGACAUUGAGCCACUAAAUUAUAGACUAACUUCUCAGACAGCUCUUCAACAGACUGCGCUACUGUUUUUGUCUCGAAGAUACCAAGUUUGUGCAAUAAGCAGAAGGGAGUCAUCCCUGUCAAUAAAAGCUGAAAACAUUCAAGUUCAUUUUCUAGACC